This is a messenger RNA of Paramecium sonneborni, 1428 nucleotides long. Lineage: Eukaryota; Ciliophora; Oligohymenophorea; Peniculida; Parameciidae. The record is from the annotation of a GenBank genome assembly.
AUGUAAGAUGAUUAUGAUGAUGAAGAAGGGAACUUUUAAGAUAAUUAAAAUGAUGAAGAAUAUGAUUAAUUUAAUUAAAAUGAUUAAAUGGAUCCUAAUUAAUUAGAUAGUUGUAAAGACUUUAAUUGUUAUUAUUUUAGUUUAACAAGAUAAAAAUUAAUAAAAUAAAAACCAUGGAAAUUAUUCUGUUGAUCAAUAGAAAUAAAUUGAAGAUAAAAUUUCUGAGGAUUUAGAAGAAAAACUUAAAAUGUUAGAUGAAUAUUCUAAAGACAAAAAUGAAGAAUAAAUUUUGAAUAUAAGAAUGCAUUAAUUAGCAUUAGCAAAAGUAGAAUUAAUUAUUAAUUAUAGAUACUUGUAUUCACUCAUGGUAAAGGACAAUUUAAAUUGGUUAGAGCACAUACAAAUAUAGGUGAAGCAUAUCUUAAUUAUAAGUGUUUUGAAUAAUCUAUUGAUCAUUUAACUUUAGCAUUAAAAAAGAAUUCAAAAUUAUUUAAUGAGGAAUCAGAAAGUAAAAGUUAUAAUGCAAUUAUUCUAACUUUACUUGGUAAAUGCUAUUUGGAAAUAAACAGUUAUGAAGAAUCUUUAGAUUUAUUAAAAAAGGCAUAUGAAACUCAAUGUCAAAUCUAUGGAGAUGAAACUGAACAUUCCAUUUAAACUCUAACUUUGAUGUCUAAUUGUCAUACGUAAUAAUCUAUUAUUUUAUCUUAUUAGAAAAAUUAAAGAUUUUGAUUCAAGUGAAGAAUGUAUUGCUAAAGUAUUUGCAAUUACUGAAGCUAAAUAUGGUUACAAAUCUGAAUAAAGUGCAAUCACAUAUAUUGAAAAAUCUAAAAUUUAUGCUUGUUAAGAAAAUUGGAAAGAUGCUAUUCAAUGUUUAUCAAGUGCUAUUGAUAUGUUAAUUGAAAUUAACUAUUAAAAAACAGAGUAUGUUGCAGAAUUAUAUCAAUAAUUAUCAACUUAUUAUGAAAAAAUACAAUAAAUUGAUGAAUAAAUUGCUUCCUUAUCAAAAGUAAAAUAAAUUUAUAUUGAAUUAUAUACAACAUCAGAUAAAAAAGUUAUUAAAAUCAAAAGAUAAAUAGCAAUUAUUUAAUUAAAAUAAGAAAAACAUUAAGAUGCUUUGGCUGAACUCUAUGAAACAGAAGAUUUAGAAGUUAAAGUUUAUGGAGAAGGAAGUGUGUAAGUGGCUAAAACAUAAAAAAUAAUUGGUAAUAUUUACAUAUUAUUAUUUAAGGAACCAUAUUAUUAUUAGUCUAAGAAUUUAGAGAUGCCCUAAAUUAUUUCUAGAAAAGCUUAAAAACAUUUGAAGAAAAUGGUAUGAAAAAAGCUGUGGCAGAGGUUAAGUAAAAAAUUAAAUGUGCUAAAGAAAUGAAAGAAAAAGGCAAGACAUAAUUUAAUCUUAAAGACAGAUAAAAUUUAAUGCAAGAUUAUUGA